This is a messenger RNA of Zootoca vivipara (common lizard), 3001 nucleotides long. RefSeq names its product CD7 molecule (gene CD7). Lineage: Eukaryota; Metazoa; Chordata; Lepidosauria; Squamata; Lacertidae. Gene Ontology annotation, molecular function: signaling receptor activity. The record is from RefSeq and is a predicted model, not a curated record. Gene Ontology annotation, cellular component: membrane. Gene Ontology annotation, biological process: adaptive immune response.
UUGAACAGCUGUGUACAAAAGCUUUGCCUUUGGAAAAACACGAGACUUGCAGCUGCCCAGACAUAUAAAACACAAACAAUUCUGAACCCCGAGCCUUGAAAAUGUUUCAUUAUCUACCGUAUUUAUUUUCUUACCCACAUACUCAUCACACUUACGAGCCCAACAUGUCCCAUGUGACUUGUGAUGUGGUUAACAUCAGUCCUCAGGGUUGCUGUGUUUUCAGUUCAGAAUCUGUUCAGUCACUUCAGCGACAAGCCAGUUUUGCUGCACAGUUUUAAGAGAGACAUUCUGCAAAAUGCCCACUUGGGGGCUUGCCAUGCAUGUUCUCCUCCUGCUUUCCCAUGGAACAUCAGCCUUCAGUGUCACAGAAAACAAACCAGAGCUAAUAGUUAUCACUGCUGAGGAAGGGGAGUCUGUCAAUAUUACUUGCACGUUUGACCAACUGGCGAUGUCGGGGCUGCAUUUGAGACGGACACUUGUGAAAGCCAUGGAUGUGCUAUAUGUGAAAAAACAUGGUCGACACAUGACCAAAGCUGCUGAAUAUGAAUCUCGCAUGGAGUACUUUGAGCUGAAGAACGCAUCGACGAUAAUGCUAAAGCAUGUGAAGAAGAACGACAGUGAUGGGUAUUUGUGUGGGGGCACUCUGAUAAUUAACCAGGAGCCCAGGAUAAUGAAUUUCAGCACUAUCAUCUUGGCAGUGAAAGAGGCCUCAGCUAUGAAGCUAAUCGAGUGUCCUUCGUUUCUCUGGGUGCCAUAUAUCCUUAUCUUCAUGUCACUGCUCUUGCUGUUUGGACUGGGAUAUUUUAUCCUAUCUCGUAUAGAUAUCAAGAAAUUCUGCAACAAAGGAAAGGCAGCAGAAACACAAAAUAUGGUCUAUGAAGACAUGACGUGCAGCCUGAGGCACAACACUGUGAAUAAUGUGUAUAAUAAUUAGAAGUGAUCUCUUGCCAGAUGGAAUAAUCCUGUCAUUCCCAGACCCAGCAAAAUACACUGCUGCAAUAUUUACUGCACACAAUGAAUAACAAAGCUGGAAUCUGCUAAGAUUCAAGAUCAAUUAUUAUGAUUAUAACCACUUUAAUUGAAGGAAGCACAAGUCACUGGAAAAAAAGGCAUUUAAAUAAUACUUUAAAAUUAAACUUUUAAGCAAGACCCUGCUUACCUAAUAACCCCUUUGCCACUCCCCCUUUCCUGACACCAGACCAACCCUGCUUCUCUUUACACCCAAACAACCCAUUCACUUUACACAUCACUCUCUCACAGCUCACCCCAAUCCCUGUCCUCACAGCUCUUCCAAACCCUCUUUUUAAGGAGUGAGGCACAUGCUUCAGAAUGUGGUCUGCAAAACCUCCCACUCUCCUUUAAUCAGCUCACAUGGGAGGGCUGCCCCCCACGCUGCUUGGUGUUUUAUUUUUGCUUGCUUGCUGUUUUGUAGUCAUGAUGGAGUUGCAGCAUUAUGAAAGCCUUAUAAAUGUAUAGUAAGAAGUGUAUUUUUAGACAUUUGCAUAGGUUUUUUGACUUUGUGAUUUUUUUGUUUCCUACAACAUAAUUCCCCAGGGUUUGAUACUGUGUAUUUGACUCCCGAUAAAAAGUGCGCUAACAAGACUUCUAAGUUUAUGAGUAUAUAGGAAUUUAGGAAGCUAACUUUUACUGAGUCAGACCAUUGGCCCAUCUAGUUCAGAAGUGUCUAUGUCUGGUAGUGUCUUUCCUGGUUUUCAGAUAGCAGUCUCUAACAGACCUACCUGGAGAUGCCAAGGAUUAUACCUCCGACCAUCUGCACACAAAGCAAUGGUCCUUUCCUCAGGCCUUUGUUGCCAGAAUGAGCAAUAAAAAUUUCAAUCAAGAAUGUGCUAUAAACAUUUCAUUCAAUCUCCAUCAAAAGGUAUUUUUUGAGGCAUCUCUCACCACAGAAUAUCCUCCUUGCACAAUUUUGGUUUACAUUCCAACACUGACAUUUCCUAAUGUUACCAUACAUCCUAGAAAGACAAGAAGGUAUGUGGUGUGCACUUGUACAACAAAUGUUCUUACCAGUCGAUGAGAUUUCUCCUCCUACUGUCUUCCAGCUGCCAUGAUAUUCAUGGGUUUCUCUACUCCCCCUUCUGGGACUAGUCAUCCUAGGAGUUUGUUUAUUUAUACUUUCUUACAACCCACUCAUGGGUUAAACCACAGAGCCUAGGGCUUGCUGAUCAGAAGGUCAGCGGUUCGAAUCCCUGCAACGGGGUGAGCUCCCGUUGCUUGGUCCCAGCUCCUGCCCACCUAGCAGUUCGAAAGCACAUCACAAAGUGCGAGUAGAUAAAUAGGGACCGCUCCGACGGGAAAAUAAACACCGUUUCUGUGCGCUGCUCUGGUUCGCCAGAAGCAGCUUUGUCAUGCUGGCCAUAUGACCCGGAAGCUGUCUGCGGACAAACGCCGGCUCCCUCGGCCUAUAGAGCGAGAUGAGCGCCGCAACCCCAGAGUUGGACACAACUGGACCUGAUAGUCAGGGGGCCCUUUACCUUUACCUUUACAACCCACUCAUGUCACCUGAGGUUCCACACAUGCCUUGGAAUUCUGUUGUUAUCAUACUUUGACCUGGCAAGCCUAUUGGUAAUCUGGUUUAUGAUUAGAUUAUGUAUUAUGUUGUUGUUGUUUGUUGUUGUUUAGUCGUUUAGUCGUCUCCGACUCUUCGUGACCCCAUGGACCAUAGCACGCCAGGCACUCCUGUCUUGCACUGAGAUUAUGUAUUAUACCCUGUACUUUUUUCUCCAUGUCUGUCUUCCAGCAAAUACUAUGGUAACUUGAAUGCCAGUUAAAUGAAUGAGCGACAGUAAUUCUUGGAAAGCUUGCAUAACUGUUUACUUGGGGGAUGCAUGAACGACAUAGCUGGGCAAGCACAGAAAGGUAUGGGCUGAUUAAAGUUUCUGCCCAUACAUGAUGGCCAUUAUUCAAAAACUGGGUUAAUGUAAGAUUUGUAGGAACAAGUUUUGGUAUAACAGGUGAAGUCUUCAGUCUUUUAAUAACUAAA